This is a messenger RNA of Cryptococcus wingfieldii CBS 7118, 744 nucleotides long. RefSeq lists its product as hypothetical. Bases 1 to 744 code for a protein of 247 amino acids. The record is from RefSeq and is a predicted model, not a curated record. The transcript is spliced from 3 exons. NCBI's taxonomy places the organism in Eukaryota, Fungi, Basidiomycota, Tremellomycetes, Tremellales, Cryptococcaceae.
AUGGCCGCCACCGCGUACCUCUGGGUGGAGGACGUCCCCACCAGCGAUAUCAAGUUUGAUAUCAACGGUGGCAACAUUACCGCUGAAACGGCGGUCGGCGGCACGCCAGGCCUCGGUUAUCAUAGUCUCGACCCGUCGAGCGACAGUGUCCAGUUCGUCAAUGUGACGGGAUUGACAACCGAAAUCUCAACUCAGUUCCCCCGUCGAUUUCCUUCCGCGAAGUACACCAUUUCCGUCACCCCCCUCGACGAGCCGACCUUGGGCCGCUACGUCCGGGCCUACAAGGCCCACAACCUCGCCUUGGUGGGGAAGUUGGAGGAGCUGAAGCCGGGUUUUGAGGUUAACGAGAGCGGGCUUUCACCUCAAAGCUCCCCAAGGCUCUCUGAGCGCUCCCUUGACCUCCCUGAUGGUGUCCAGACCAUGUCAGCAUCUCCCUCCCCCCCUCCACUUGAGGCUCAGCGCCCCUCAAUCAGACAUGAGAUCCAUUCCUUCCACCCCAUCUCCAACUAUGCCCCUGAUGUUCAGGACGAUAUCAUCAAUGGCUCCCCUCUCAGAGAUGCUGACCUGGACUGUUACAAUGUCUGUGUGUCACCCCAGUAUUAUCUGGAGCACUUUGACAGUACGGUGCUAGAGGCAAAGCUGUCAUCAUCUCACCAAAGUCACUACAGAGGUGCAAGGGAUAUUCAGCCUUACAAGGAAUGGUUGCUGCUUGCGGGUGCUAGUGGAGCCCAAGUAUGGCCUUGA